This is a messenger RNA of Penicilliopsis zonata CBS 506.65, 1512 nucleotides long. RefSeq lists its product as hypothetical. NCBI's taxonomy places the organism in Eukaryota, Fungi, Ascomycota, Eurotiomycetes, Eurotiales, Aspergillaceae. Gene Ontology annotation, molecular function: succinate-semialdehyde dehydrogenase (NAD+) activity. The record is from RefSeq and is a predicted model, not a curated record. The transcript is spliced from 4 exons. The coding region runs from base 1 to 1512 and encodes 503 amino acids.
AUGUAUACCCUGCCGUUCAAGCUCGACGAUCCCUCCCUCCUGCACUUCGACUCGUUUGUCGACGACCAGUGGGUAACGGCGAAAAAUGGCCAACGAUUCGAGGUGGUAGACCCCGGCACGGAUACCCCCUGGGCAAGCUGCCCUGCGAACACGGCCGAAGACGUCCCGCCCGCCGUGGAGGCCGCCCACGCCGCGUUCGAGACGUACAAGAGGUCGAACCCGCGGCAGAGAGCGAUGUGGUUGAUGAAAUGGGACACGCUGAUCCGGGCGGCGCGAGCAGACCUGGCGCAGAUCAUCACGCAUGAGACGGGCAAGCCGCUGGCCGAGGCGUACGGCGAGAUCGACUAUGCGACGGGCUUCACCUGGUGGUUCGCGGGCGAAGCGGAACGCAUCCACGGCACCGUCGCCGUGGCAGCAGCCCCGAACCGGCGCGUGUUCACGAUCAAGCAGCCUGUCGGGGUUGCCGCGGCGCUGGUGCCGUGGAAUUUCCCCGUGGCGAUGGUUCUGCGCAAGGCCGCGGCCGCCCUGGCGGCGGGGUGCACGAUGAUCGUCAAGCCCAGCCCGGAGACGCCCGUGUCCAGUCUUGUCCUGGCCCAUCUGGCGCAGAAGGCGGGAUUUCCCCGCGGGGUGUUGUCGGUGCUGACGACCGAUCUGGCGAACACGCCCGCCCUGAGCGAGGCCCUGUGUAAACACCCGCUCGUCAAGAAGGUGACGUUCACGGGCUCGACGCGCGUGGGGAAACUCAUCGCCUCCCACUGUGCCCAGGGCUUGAAGAAGCUCACCCUCGAGCUGGGCGGGAACUGUCCCUUUCUCGUCUUUGACGACGCGGAUCUCCACCAGGCCCUCGACGCCCUGAUGGCCCUCAAAUGGCGCCAUGCGGGGCAGGCCUGUAUUACUGCCAACCGCGUCUACGUCCAGGCGGCCGUGUACGAGCGUUUCGCUACUCUCCUCGCCGAACGCACCGCGAAACUCGUCGUCGGCCACGGCGCUGACCCCUCCACCACCAUGGGACCCCUGACUACCCCGCGUGGCAUUGACAAGGCGAUUGAACAAAUUGCUGAUGCGCAGCGGCUGGGUGCAAAGGUGAUCAUGGGCGGUCACGCCUUGGAUACAAACAGCAACACACCUCCUACUACUAAAGGAUACUUUUUUGCUCCUACCAUUCUCACAGGAAUGACGGCCGACAUGCUCAUCUCGCGCGAGGAGUCCUUUGCCCCCAUAGCGGCCUUGUAUAGCUUUGAUAGUGAGGAGGAAGGGGUGCGGCUGGCCAACGACACCAGCAUGGGACUCGCCAGCUACGUCUUCACCAAGAACAUCGAUCGGAUGUGGCGCUUGUUGGAGAAUCUAGAGGCCGGGAUGAUUGGGAUGAACUCAGGCAAUUCGUCUGCUGCCGAAUCCCCCUUUGGAGGAAUCAAGGAGUCGGGAUAUGGCAAGGAGAGUGGCAAGGAGGUCGCGGUCAACGAGUAUCUCAUCACCAAGACGGGCACGUUGACCAUCGAGGGACAGUAUUAG